UUUAACAAUAACAACUUGCUUGUUCAUGAAAUAAGUACAUUCCUAUGAGAGUUAUUACAUGUAUAUUAAAUUAUGUGAAUAUAACAUUUAUCAAAAAGCUAGUAUAAAUUUCAAACUCAUAGAAAUUAGCUUCUAAUUCAAAUAUUCAACUGCUAAGUACAUGAAUGCGAGUAUUUACCCUAAAGACCCAUUGCUGUCAUCGAAGAUACAUUAUGUUUUAGUUCCAUAGAAAUUUAGUUUCAUUAUGAAAAUACAUAUUGAUAAUCAAUGCAUGUAUGUACUUUAUUUGUGUCAUUUAAAGAAAACCUGUUUAUUAUGUGCAUAUAAGAAUGUCAUGCAUUAGUUUUUAAAAAUAAAUUUCUUUUCAGGCUACUGUAAGAAUUGCUAAUGAUGAUGAAUAAUCAUGAGUGGGAGAAGCAAAAGAAAAAAAGACAAAGAAAGGAAAAAGAAAAUUCGCUCAGAAAAUUUGGCGAAAAAUGCAGGUCUUUUCACCCAAAAUUAUGAAUCACAAUCAACUGCAGCAGAGCAAGACAAAAACUCAAGUUUUGAGGCAGAAAAACCAGACUGGUUGUGUAACUAUCUUUCACAACAACAGCAGUUUGAGAAACAAAGACUUACAAGAAAGCAACAAAUGAACAUUUGGUACCAACAAAAUAAAGAAAAGAAAAAACAGUAUGAAAGAAAUAGGUAUCAAGAUGAUGAGAAGGCCAAAAGAAAAAAGCAGUACAUGAGAGAACAAUAUUGUAUUCCAAAGAAUGCAGAUAAAAAGAAACAGAGGAUCAGGAAAAAUUACAGUAUUCCGCGGAUUGCAGAAAAAAUGAAACAGGGUAUGAAGGAAAAUUACAGUAUUCCAGAGAAUGCAGAAAAAAAGAAACAGAGUAUGAAAGAAAAAUACAGUAUUCCAGAGAAUGCUGAGAAAAAGAAACAGAGGAUCAGGAAAAAUUACAGUAUUCCGCGGAUUGCAGAAAAAAUGAAACAGAGUAUGAAAGAAAACUACAGUAUUCCAGAGAAUGCAGAAAAAAAGAAACAGGGUAUGAAAGAAAAAUACAGUAUUCCAGAGAAUGCUGAGAAAAAGAAACAGAGGAUCAGGUAA
This is a messenger RNA of Magallana angulata, 1093 nucleotides long. RefSeq names its product splicing regulatory glutamine/lysine-rich protein 1-like. Bases 404 to 1093 code for a protein of 229 amino acids. NCBI's taxonomy places the organism in Eukaryota, Metazoa, Mollusca, Bivalvia, Ostreida, Ostreidae. The record is from RefSeq and is a predicted model, not a curated record. The transcript is spliced from 3 exons.